This is a messenger RNA of Musca vetustissima, 1071 nucleotides long. RefSeq lists its product as uncharacterized. The record is from RefSeq and is a predicted model, not a curated record. Gene Ontology annotation, cellular component: cytoplasm. Gene Ontology annotation, biological process: trans, trans-farnesyl diphosphate biosynthetic process. NCBI's taxonomy places the organism in Eukaryota, Metazoa, Arthropoda, Insecta, Diptera, Muscidae. The transcript is spliced from 6 exons. Bases 1 to 1071 code for a protein of 356 amino acids. Gene Ontology annotation, molecular function: (2E,6E)-farnesyl diphosphate synthase activity; dimethylallyltranstransferase activity.
AUGUCAAUCAGCUGGUGGAUACAUGGCCUGUUUAUAAGACAACUUACAGCGGAACCAAAUCAUGUUUCCAGUCAUCAGGAAGUUCUUCCAGUCAUGCUAAAUACACUGGGUGAUAUUAUUAAAAGAAAUGGUACACCAGAAGGAUCUAAGUGGUUAACAAAUGCCAUUAAAUAUCAUUUGGAAAAAUCAGAAUGUAAAAUUCUACAAAUUGCCACAAUGACCUAUGAACAUUUCGUUAAAUCGAAAAAUAUAUUACCAAACAAUUCACACUUAGCCCACAUUAUGGGCUAUUGUACGGAAUUUGUAAAUAUCGGCGUUUUAAUGCUUGAUGAUAUUAUGGAUGAUGGUAUAUAUCGUUGUGGCCACUUAACAUGGUAUAAAUUGCAUGGAAUUGGUGUGGCAAUUAAUGAUGCAUUCAUGAUUGAACAUUCGGUAUAUGCGCUGUUGAAACAUUAUUUUGGAAAUUUACAAUGUUAUCGAGAGCUGGUGGAAAUAUUUCAUGAAACUGUUUUCAUUGCGGCCUGUAUACAAAGUUUAGAUAUGGUAUAUAUGAAAAAUCCGGUGAAUACAUUUAAUAUGGAAACAUAUAAAGCGAUGGCAGCUAAUAAGGUGUCAUAUGAUCAUUUGUAUUUGCCAUUUGUAGCUGCAUUAUAUUUGGCUGGUUUUACAGAUAAAAUGAUCCUUGAACAAUCAAAAACCGUAAUGACCGAAAUUGGUACAUUUUAUCAAAUCAAAAAUGACUACAUGGAUUGUUUUAGCACUUUGGAUCGGUUUGGUAAAAUCGGCACCGAUAUACAGGAUAAUAAAUAUUCUUGGUUAGUAGUUACAGCAAUGGAGCGUGCAAAUGAGCAACAAAAACAAAUCAUAUAUGAAUGUUAUGGUAAAAAAGAUCCCGAAAAAAUCCAGAAGGUAAAAGAUUUAUACACAACGCUGGAUCUGCCAAAUGUUUAUGCUGCCGCAUUGGAGGAGUCAUAUAAUAAAUCUAAAUCUUUGAUAUAUAAUAUUUCCGAUAAGGCCAUACAGGAAAUAUUAUUGCAGAUUGCAAAUCGAAUAUAUUGUCGUGAGAAGUGA